Molecule: messenger RNA, 2661 nt
Organism: Girardinichthys multiradiatus
Lineage: Eukaryota; Metazoa; Chordata; Actinopteri; Cyprinodontiformes; Goodeidae
Product: pre-mRNA-processing factor 39
Exons: 15
Coding region: 89-2293 (734 amino acids)
Biological process (GO): mRNA 5'-splice site recognition; RNA processing
Cellular component (GO): U2-type prespliceosome; U1 snRNP; commitment complex
Molecular function (GO): protein binding
Source: RefSeq, a predicted model, not a curated record
GCCAAAACCAAAGCGGUUACUGUCAUCUUUUUAUAAACUGCAGUUAGUAUUUUUGUCGCGUCCUAAUGACGUCAGUUAAUCUUCCAUCAUGGCGGCGGAGGGCUUCAAGGAGAUGAGCGGUAACGGGGUGCUUGAAGAGUCUCCAGCUAUGGAUGUCACUGAGGCUCCACCGCCGCCGCCGCCACCACCACCUCCUCCUCCUCCUGAAGCAUUAGAGGAAAAUGGCAGUGCAGCUGUGGCCCCUGAGGCUCCUGCAGGCCCCGAAAGCUAUUCCACAGUCCCAGCAGCAGCGAACGAGGAGGGGGAACUCCCUGCAGACUUUGAGCGGCUGUGGAACGCCGCGCACGACAAUCCUCAAGACUUCACCAGCUGGACCGAUCUGCUCCAGUACUGCGAGCAUGAGGGUCAUGUUAUUGCGUCCCGCAGGGCGCUGGAAGCCUUUCUGGUUCGGUAUCCACUCUGCUACGGCUACUGGAAGAAAUUUGCCGACCUGGAGCGCCGUGCAGGGGACAACAACAAAGCAGAGGAGGUGUGUAUUCGCGGUCUUCAAGCAAUUCCUCUGAGCGUAGAUCUUUGGAUCCACUACAUCAAUCUGCUGCUGGGAACACUGGACAUGAACUUGCCGGAUUCAGCUGUACGAAUUCGCAGUGUUUUCGAGAAUGCUGUAGCAGCAUGCGGUCUGGAUUUCCACUCGGACCGCCUCUGGGAUCUCUACAUGGAGUGGGAAAAGGAGCACGGGAACAUGAGGAACGCAGCGGCUGUCCUGGACAGAGCGCUCAGAGUUCCCACUCAGCUCUACAACACCCACUACGAAAAGUUCAAAGAGCACCUCAACAACCACCCGCCCAAAGACGUGCUCCCCUCUGAGGAGUACGAGGAGCUGAGGGCGUUUUGCCGGCAGAGCCAGAAGGCAGAGCGUGCCGAACAGGCUCCGGAAGUGGAGGAGGAGAGGCCGCCGGGGGAGGAAGAACCCGCUACACCUGAGGGUGCAGACUCGGAGGAGCUGAUGCAGAAGAUACGGGAACAGGUGCUGCUUCGUAGAGACAAAGUGUACCAGGACAACGAGGACGAGGUCCGGAAGAGAUGGAACUAUGAAGAUGCGAUCAAGCGUCCAUAUUUCCACGUCAGGCCGCUGGACCGCCUCCAGCUCAGAGCCUGGCACACUUACCUGGACUGGGAGAUCGCUGAGCUGAACAGGGACACCAAGGACGCCACACAAGGCGAGGACACACAUGAUCCAAACCAGGAAUCAACAGAGGAGUCUGAGGUCACAACGCAGCCUCGGGCAGCAUCAGAUGAUGUAGCAGACGCGCAGGGAGACCAAAGAGUUCGCAUCCUGUUUGAGCGCUGCCUGAUCGCCGUCGCUCUGUAUGAGGAGUUCUGGACCAGGUACAUUCAGUACCUGGAGCCGCAGAGUGUGGAUGAGGCCCGGGCUGUCUACAGGAGAGCCUGUGAGGUGCACCUCCCUAACAAACCCAACAUCCACAUGCAGUGGGCCACCUUUGAGGAGAGGCACGGUGACCUAACUGAGGCCCGGCGGGUGCUGGAGGCCCUGGAGAAAACCCUUCCUGGUCUGGCUGUCAUACGCCUCCACCGGGCCGCUUUAGAGCGACGAGCGGGCCAGCUGGACCAGUCGGAGGCCUUGCUGCGAGAGGCAGUCGCUGAAUGUAAAGAGAGGCCAAUGCUGCACGCCUUCUACUCCAUCAAGCUGGCUCGUCUGCUGCUCAAAGUGUCCAGAAACCCUGACGGCGCCCGCACAGUUCUACAGGAAGCACUGGAAAUUAGCCCGGACAACGACAAACUGCACUUGAACCUGUUGGAGCUGGAGUUGUCUGGGGACCCGUGGGCUUCAGCCGAGGCGGUGCAGGAGUGUGUGACUCGGGCCCUGGCGGCUCCUCUCACCCCACAAGCCAAGUUACUUGUGUCACAGAGAGGCCUGCAGUUCACGGAGGAGUACAGCAACUCUGUUCAGAGCGUGUUGGCCGUCUAUGAGGCGCAUCAAAAGCUGCUGGAGGAGCUGGGAGGAACAAAGAGAGAAGCAGAGAACGGGGACGAGGAUCCAGAGAAAGCGAGCAAAACCGCCGACAGCUCUUCUGCACACGCCGUAUCCAGCGCAUCAAAUGUGCCCGUCACCACGCCGCCGCUGCCUCCUGUCAUGGGCACCGACACCAGCACCCAGGCCGAGUAUGGAGCUUACAGCAGCUGGUACCAGCAACCUCAGUAUGGCAGCUACGGCAACUACGGCUACCAGAACACCUGGAACUACAACCAGGGCUACUAUCCGCCCAGUUAAACAGAACAACAGCAUCUCUGGAACCAGUUCGAUCCACUUGAACAACAGACUCAAACUCACAGUCCUGCUGAAACGUAUCCCAGCAUCCCUCUGUGUCGGUGAAUAAGAGAAGAACGGCUCAUUAAAUAUCCCGGUUCUGAGGAGCAGCUGGGAAGGUGACUAAAGAAAAACCACGGCAUCCGUUUUCUGUGACGUCUCUUGGUAUUAAUUAAAAUUAUUUUUGUAUUUGUUGUCAAAUCGAUGCUUUUGCUCAUGUUUGAAAGUCGCCUAUUUUACCCAACUUUACAGUGUAAGAAUGGUGCUUUGUACCAUUUUUCUCUGCUGUUUCUAAUGUACAUAAAAGGUGUUUUAUAGUGUGUCGCAUCAAA